Messenger RNA from Rhizoctonia solani, 3060 nucleotides. RefSeq lists its product as uncharacterized. The record is from RefSeq and is a predicted model, not a curated record. The coding region runs from base 1 to 3060 and encodes 1019 amino acids. The transcript has 4 exons. Lineage: Eukaryota; Fungi; Basidiomycota; Agaricomycetes; Cantharellales; Ceratobasidiaceae.
AUGCCGACACACAGUGGCUUCACAAGGCGUGGUCCUCGACUCUCUGCCGAUCCACAACACAUUGCUAAACGAAAGAGGCUCAUUGCAGAGGAAUUUGCUCGAGAUGGUAAACAUGCUGCCAUCAGAAAGACAAUCUCGUGGGGAGACAUCAGGAAACAUGACACAGAUUCACCUAAUAAACGAUCUCGUACAUCCCUUUCCCAAUCUAUCACACCUGGACUAUCCGACAUGUCCACGCCCACACCGAUGAAUCGGCCCCGUUCUUCUUUAAAGUCCUCACUCAGUCAGAGAACUCCUCAGCAUCAAUCCAACACUUCAACAAAGAGGGAGUCCGCCGGAAAACCUUCGCCCAUUUUGAAACAACCUCCGCCUCAAAUUACGCUUCAAUCUGCCAGUCGUGGAACUAGCCCUCAAAGGUCCCAAGCCCAACCAGAGAUAAUUAACCUCGUCAGCGACGAAACAUCCCAGAGCAACGAGCGCUCCCAGUCUCAUAGCAACGAGGCUCGAGUGGAACAAGCUUCGGAUCUCCCCUCGAGUGUCGAGCAAACUACCAAGUUAGGAAAAAGUGUUGGCUCGCUAGCACCUACGCCGCCAAUAUCGGAAGCCGGUGUUCAAUAUCAAGAACAAGAUGUUCUCGAGCACAAUAGGUCUUUGUCACCGAGAUAUAUACAUUCGCAUGCUAGCCCAAGGGCGAACGUAACUCCAAAUCUUUCUGCUAGUCAACCCAUCCCACAGGCAACUAGCAAUCACUUGCCCGCACACCUGGAUUCUCAGCUUCGACGAAAGCGCAAAACGUCCAAUAUGGGGAUUCAGACUAUUCCAGACAAAGAUGUUGAUUGGCUUGGAGACAUUAAUGCGGACAACUCGAUUUCAGCAGUCGAAAUUUCCAGAAUCUGGGCGGAGCAACGAUCAGGUCCAAAGGCUUCAGAGGAAUCUAAUCGGUUCCGAGAACCUACAUCCGAGCCUGAUGAGCCCCUUACCGGAAACUUCUUGGACGAAGUCGAGGGCCAAUUAGCUGACGAGGAUGAGGCAGCUGGAGACUUGAGCUAUGCUAAACCUUCUAAGGCUAUUGAGGACCCCAACGAAUUAAAUAGACAAGACCCGGCUCAGGCGCUUAACCAGGACAUUCCAAACCGUAUGCCCACUUCCCGGUCGCCAUCUCCUAUCGGUUCGUUGUCAUCUGGACAGUUGAUCAGGCCAUCGGAUGUCACUCCUGAAUCAUCACUACACCAUCCCUCCCUGUCUCCAGCCUGUGAGACUAUUGGCAGUCAUCCUCAAUCCUUUACUCGACCGUAUCCGUUUGAUCUCAAGGGGCGCAAGUUGGCCGGUGCUACCGAUCGGACCGACGCUCCUCAAGUGGACUCUCAACCUCGUCCUGUUUCAUUGUCACAGCCGAAUCCAUUUGUCUCUGAAACUCGCGCCCGGUCCAGGCUUUAUACCCCUCAACCUGCGCCACCCUCAAGGCAAAAAGAUUUGAGUGAACUACGGGCCGCUCCAACUCUGGGGAGGAGUAUGUUGGAAGCAACCAAACCACUGUCCGUUUCUACCAAUAAUGGGACUUACAAAACCGCUUUCAAAGACUCCGAUUUCAAGGCAAAUACAUUGAAGGCUGCGCCUACUCUUGGGAGAUCGACAGAUUGGGGUCAUGCUAGUCCUUCUCGGCGAGUUGCAUCCCGUUCGAACGAAAAAGAUGGUGCAAGUGGGGGUCAGCAACCUACGGAUUACGACGUGGAGUAUAGCUCCAUUCCCGAGGCACCCUCCAGCUUCCCUUUAGGACCUCCUUCCUCCCCCUCGAACGGCUGGGAGGCGGACCUCAUCCCAGAAAAUGUAUCGGUCAAGGGGGCUUCCUUGUCAGAUGAAUUCCCGCCCAUUACACUUGCCGACCUUGAAAGACGGCGUCGAUCCUCCAUCGCCUCCUUGGCUGAAUCCAAGAAGAUACGGCGCGAAUACGACACUAUCGAGUCCAACGCAGUUCCUCAGCUUCGGGCACAUAGAGAUACAUACGAUGAAUCUGGUCGACGGACAUGGGUGCCAAAGAGGCCAGGUAUGAGGCGUGCAUUGGAUGUCCCACCGUCAAGUACGAAGAAGCCCAUCAGGACCAAGUAUCAGCCCCCGGUCGAAGAGUCGGAAGAAGCCGAGGAAAGGCUCAGUUACGACCCUCCUGAAUCCGCGCGGGAGUCUCGCACAGAAACAUUCGACCCUGUUCCUUAUGGUGAAACAAUGCAAGAGCACCAAGUGGAAACGGGAGGGCUACCAGGGAAGACGUACUUUCACGAAACUAAGAAUAGGGAUCCUCGCCCGCCGACUGAGAUCUCGGAAACUCCACAAAGCACUCGUGUUCGUGAUCCGUACGACCUCGCUACUUCAGAGCUCCAAGAAUUCCAGUCACAGAGGUUCGAAAGCGAACAGCCUCGUAUGAAGCCUAUCGACUUUGCCUACAUUCUACCACACGAUCGAUCGGCCUUGAGUACUGGACGGAAAGACCAUUCAGCCCAUGCUACACGAAAUCAACUUGUCCCAUCGCCCGAGGUUGGGCGUGGAUCUCAGCCCGUGUCCCCACAGCGCAUCAAACUUGACGGGGGCUCAACGAGGAAGGCAUCCUCGAGGCGAAAGCGUCCGAGCUCAGGGCUCCAGAUAGCUCCCGCUCCUGAGCCUAUUUGGAGCCCUCCUCGUACGAGAUUAUCCAUGGGAGGUCGAUCUGGGAUCUCAGUUAUUGAAGUGAGCAAAAGCGACCAAGAGAUCCUUGUUCAGGCUGGCCUUCGACCGAUCCUUAAGCGCCUAAGUCAAGCCCAUGGGUUCACAGUUGAAGUCGUCGCGGAAGUUUAUCAAGAGGCUGGAUCGCUCAAAGAUACCGAAGAUACGCUUGAAAGGAUGAAACAUUCUGCAGAUAAGACAAGGUUAAACAUUUCUCGACGUAGGUCAACGAUAGGGAUCCCGAGCGGAGAACAGCGGGAGAUAGUGGAGCUGGAUAGCUCAGAGUUAUCUGCAACUAAUAAUGAUUAUCUGAAUUGGGACACGAGCCGGAUGAGUAGUCGGAUUUUAUUUGGGGAGGGACUUUGA